AUGCCGUUGACUGGUUUUCAGUCCUCCCAACACCAGCGCCAGGGAGUGAGAGGACUUCACCAGAUCCUGUCUUCUGGUGUUGCUGUUGAUUCCAGUUCUGCUGCUGCCACAGCUGCUCUGCAGCCGCUGCCGCCCUCCUCCUGCUGUCUCUUCCAAUGCUUCUCCUUGUCGCUGCUUCUCCAACUUCCCAACCGCGCCGUGACGUUCCCUGCACAGAGUAGAGGAGAAGAACGACGUACAAUGACACAAUACAAGUAUGAGGAGGGAGGAGAGGAGGAGGGGGAGGGGGAGGAGGAGGAGGAGGAGGAGGAGGAGGAGGAGGAGGAGGAGGAGGAGGAGGAGGAGGAGGAGGAGGAGGAGGAGGAGGAAGAAGAGGAGGUGGAGGAGGAGGAGGAGUAG
Messenger RNA from Closterium sp. Naga37s-1, 399 nucleotides. NCBI's taxonomy places the organism in Eukaryota, Viridiplantae, Streptophyta, Zygnematophyceae, Desmidiales, Closteriaceae. The record is from the annotation of a GenBank genome assembly.